Messenger RNA from Mesorhabditis belari, 2439 nucleotides. Lineage: Eukaryota; Metazoa; Nematoda; Chromadorea; Rhabditida; Rhabditidae. The record is from the annotation of a GenBank genome assembly.
AUGCCAUCCUCAUUCCUCAGAAAACGGGUAUACGGUUUGUUGAGAACGAAAUUCUCUCCGUCACACAGUCUUGAUGACGCGAGUGCAGCUGUGGAAGGGAUAGUCGGCGAUGAGACGAAAACUCCGUCGAGUCCAGACGCCGACUUCUACACAAAAGCUUUCUUGGCGGGAAUUGAUGGGAGAAGACUCGAAUUUCCGGAGGUUUACUGCGGGAAAACAGGACUCGAAUUGCCGCAAAUCGUUUUAGAGGCCUUUGAGCCACAACUCAUCUCGACGUACACUGGACCGGAUGGAGGGUUGACACAGGUCGGCGAAGUGAAAAAACAGGCGAUUGCCCGCAUUGCAAACCUUGAUGACGAAAUGUCGAUCUCGAUGGAAGAAAGCGAUUUGGAUGCAGAAGAUGAGGAAGACGUCGAUCAACCGAUCUCUCAACCCUUGCGAAAGGAUCGAACUCACUCGAAUUCAGCAUGCCUUCUCGGCUCAUGCAGUUCCCUCUUUGGACCCGACGAAAAACACGAGACAUCACCACCAAAUCGAUCAGAGCAAUACGAUUGGACGAAUUUCGACGAGGAGCGCUCGUUCGGGAUGUCGACAUCGUUGUAUGAAAAGAAUCCGUUAACCGGAGUGAAUGCGGGAGAGCCGAUAGCCGAUGUUUGGGGCAUUGUGGCACGCAGGAACAACUCGGUGAUGGCACUGGCUGAUGGAGUGAAUUGGGGUGAUGGCGCAAGACUGGCAGCGAGGUGUGCGGUGAGGGGAGCCAUUGACUAUCUCAAUGCACACAUACUCGAUCGAGGCUUCACGACGACAACGGAAGUUUUCCACGAACUUCUCGCCUCAUUCCAUUCCGCUCAUUCACUAAUUCUUCAAGAGGGCGGUCAACUCACCACCCUUUGUGUGGCCGUCAUUGCGCCGGCAAAAGGAGCAAAACAAUGGGUUCUCUGCGUGUGCAAUGUGGGCGAUUCACUGUGUUUCGUUUACAAUAACAACUAUGGAGUGAGAGAGGUGACAUUGGGCUCACACGAUAUCGAUCAAAUGCGAGAUAUGAGAGAUGCGGGUGGAGCGUUGGGGCCGGUUGAUGGAAGGAAUCCACAAUUGCACAAUCUCACUUGUAGUAUGACUUUCGUGGACGAAGGUGACAUUGUUUUCAUCACAUCUGACGGUGUUUCCGAUAAUUUUGAUCCGGUUGUCGGGAAAUUUUGCGUAAUCAAAAAGGAGGAGAAUAAAGAGAAUUCGGUGAAUGGAUUAGCAAAAAGAUCGACAGAAAGAGAUCAACGAGAUCGACAGAUAAACGUUUCGGUUCGAGAUGGCACCGGAGAGAAUGGAUAUGUGAAGAAUCGCACGUGUGCCGCGUCGUUACCGUGUGUCGAUGCUGGACAAAGGCACGAGUUGAUGUUGGUGCGGAUGAGAGAUGUGAUUGCGAAUGGGCUCAAUCCAACAAAUGGUAAUGUAAGCCUUUCCCCGCGUCGAAACGAGCCUCUCUUCCCCUCAGUCCCCGCCUCGAUUCUCUGCAACAAUCUCGUUCAAUUUGCUAACUUAUUAUCACAAGCAAAGCGACGGACAUUGGAGAACCCGGAGUUGUACCGAAAAGAGAAAAUGACGAAAGCCGAGCAGAGGCAAAGGAGACAAAUGGUUCGCGAGAAAAUCGCCGAAAUGCCCGGGAAGCUGGACCACGCGAGUGUCAUCGCCUACAAAGUGGGCCGAUGCAGCGAGAUCGGGAGUAAAGCUUCCUCAUCAACCCUUUCCUCGAUCGAUCAAGAAGCGGACAUCAUCUGUCCACCGGGUACAAGUUAUCAGCAACGAGAUGUCAAAUGUCAUUUCGAGAAUUUUCGACGAACUGAUCGAGCAACAUGUUCUCGGACUCUCUACAUGAAAGGCGGAGAUUAUGCAGCUGUUCGUUUAUCAAUAAAUCGAAAUUCAAAAGAAAGAGGAGAGAUUUCAAAAGAAAGAGGAGAAUCUAUUGGAAAUGAAUGGGAGAAAAUGAACGGACAACCGCAAAGUCCGCAAAGAGCGACAAGUCCUUAUGAAGAAAUGCCAACAAAGCUGAACCUUCCCUCUGAAGGGACAAGACGAAAGAAACAUGCACGAGGCACGCCAGGAAGACACACUUUAGGAGUCGAUGUACAAUGGUUGAAGAGUUUCGUGACAAAGAAGACCGAGAAAUCGUCAAGUCCACCAGCUAGCCCCAUUCAUCACACAGAAAGCGAACGAACAAACGACGUAUUAAAUGAAAGGAUGUCACUUCGGAAAAGACUUCGCGGAAUUCUCGGAUCAAAUCGAGCGAUUAAUCAAGUGACUCGUCCCCAGCAAACGCAAUCAGCGCGCGGCGUGAAAUCAUCUCCAAGCGUCCCUCCCCCGUCAGCCACUUCAACUUCAUCCACUCCAAUCACCGCAAAUCAUUCGAUUUCAUCAAGAAUGACAAGCAGCACUGUGACAAAGGUU